Molecule: messenger RNA, 1451 nt
Organism: Amaranthus tricolor (Joseph's coat)
Lineage: Eukaryota; Viridiplantae; Streptophyta; Magnoliopsida; Caryophyllales; Amaranthaceae
Product: protein RMD5 homolog
Exons: 2
Coding region: 189-1346 (385 amino acids)
Biological process (GO): proteasome-mediated ubiquitin-dependent protein catabolic process
Cellular component (GO): GID complex; nucleus; cytoplasm
Molecular function (GO): ubiquitin protein ligase activity; protein binding
Source: RefSeq, a predicted model, not a curated record
CAAGAAAAGAAAUAUAAAUAGAGAAGAAAAGAAGAAUUUUCAUUUCAUUUUCGCAAUCCUAAUGUUCUACGAAACCUUAUAAUUUCCUCCACCCUCAUCAGUGAUAUCCCAAAAUAACGAAGAAAUCCUUCUUUUAUCGUACCUUCUCUUCAUCAAGUUUCAUUUUGAAAGUAAAGCCAGUCACUAUAAUGGAGCUGAAGGUUGUGAAAGAUGCUUUUGAUCAUGUUACAAAGAAGCAAAAACUAUGUUACUCCAAAUGGAAUGAAACAAUAGACCGUUUAGGCCAAGAAUUUGAGCAGGCUAUAUCAAAGUUGCAAUCGGCUGAUGCUAGCACCUCCUACGUAGAUCAUAAAGCCAUACUUGCUGAUCUCAAGUCCAAGUUGAAGGAAAUAGCUAAUCUUGGCCAGAUAGAUUCCUGCCAAAAAGAGUUGAAUAGUGCACUAGCCAAGUACCCAAAACAGCUCGAAAAAAUUUUCAACCCUGAUAUAUCAAAAGCAUACCGAAAUGUUGAUUUUGAUGUCCACUUUAUUAACCAGAUCAUAGCCAGUCAUCUGUACCGGGAAGGCCUCUUCGAAGUGGGAGACUGCUUUGCCAAUGAAACUGAAGAGCAAGGAUCAACCGCCUUAAAAUCUCCUUUCAUCGAGAUGUACCAUGUUCUUCAAGCCAUGAAGUCUCAUAACUUGGAACCAGCUCUGAAAUGGGCCUCUGAUAACCAUGAGAAACUUAAGCAAAAUGGAUCGGACCUCGAAUUUAAACUUUAUAGGCUACAGUUUGUAGAAGUUCUGCAGAAUCAGGGUAGAGAUGAUGCCCUAAAAUACGGUAGAACUUAUUUUGAGUCAUUUUCAAAGACCCAUAUGGCUGAAAUCUCAAAGCUGAUGACAAGCAUUUUAUGGGCGGGUAAACUCGACACCUCUCCAUACUCUCAGCUUCUCGCUCCUAUCAAUUGGGAAAAGUUGGGUGAGGAAUUCACUAGGAACUUUUGUUACCUUUUGGGACAAUCAUUUGAGAGCCCACUGAGUUUGACUGUUGCUGCUGGAGUUCAAGGGCUUCCUACUCUUCUUAAGCUUAUGAAUGUGAUGAUGGGUAGGAAGCAGGAAUGGCAAUCGAUGAAGCAGCUUCCAGUCCCAAUUGAUCUUGAUAAGGAAUUCCAAUUCCACACAAUUUUUGUGUGCCCAGUAAGUCGAGAUCAAGCAACCGAGGAUAACCCUCCAAUGUUGAUGUCUUGUGGACAUGUUCUUUGCAAGCAGUCAAUAUCGAAGUUGUCGAAAAGCAGUACGAAGUCAUUUAAAUGUCCUUACUGUCCUUCUGAGAUUGACGCCACUCACUGUAAACAGUUAUAUUUCUGAAGAUGAUGAAUGAAUUUGGCUGUUCGUACUGUUUAGGCUCUCGCCUCUCAAUUUCAUUCUCCUUUUCUUUGUUUAUACACGCGAAACCUAGUAAGUUGCAUUUGU